CUAAUAUGCCUAUAGAAGAUUUUCGACUGAAGACAGUCACAUUUGGUGUUAAUUGUGCACCAUAUUUGGCAAUAAGAACCCUACACCAACUCGCUGAAGACUGCCAAAGCGAAUAUCCGCUCGCAAAAAGCAUACUUUUACAUGAAACGUAUAUUGAUGAUAUUCUAUCAGGUGGUCACGAUAUACAGUCCACUCUAAACGCGAUGACCCAAGUUACCGAAGCCCUGAAACCAGCAGGAUUCCCUUUGAGAAAAAUGUCGGCAAACCACCCGGAAAUUUUAGAGCCAAUUCACGACUCAGAUCUAUUAGAUGUCGAUUUUCUCAAAUUCCAAGAUGCAAGCUCCACAAAAACGCUCGGAAUCCAAUGGAAUGCUCUAACAGACACCUUUACAUAUGCAUACGACCCACUUUUAGCAGCGCACUCAUGCACAAAAAGACAGAUUUUAUCAGCAGUAGCGAAAUUGUUCGAUCCCGCAGGAUGGCUAACGCCAAUAAUGAUCCUUGCAAAAAUGCUGUUACAGCAACUCUGGAUGGAGGGAACUGAUUGGGACGAGAACAUCAAACCCGGGGCCCUUCAAAAAUGGAAUGCCUUUUACGUAAAUUUACCCAAAAUUGAGAACAUUAAAAUUCCCCGUUGGGUACAGUAUACCCCCGACAAACCCAUCCAACUGCAUGGAUUUUCAGAUGCCUCCGAAAAAGCCUUUUGUGCUUGCGUCUAUUUAAGCCGCUAAAAGCAAGGUAGCACCCUUACAAACCGUAAGUCUUCC
Molecule: messenger RNA, 767 nt
Organism: Rhagoletis zephyria (snowberry fruit fly)
Lineage: Eukaryota; Metazoa; Arthropoda; Insecta; Diptera; Tephritidae
Source: RefSeq, a predicted model, not a curated record